Sardina pilchardus (European sardine) is the source of this 1363-nucleotide messenger RNA. RefSeq names its product MCL1 apoptosis regulator, BCL2 family member b (gene mcl1b). The transcript has 3 exons. Gene Ontology annotation, biological process: extrinsic apoptotic signaling pathway in absence of ligand; regulation of apoptotic process; intrinsic apoptotic signaling pathway in response to DNA damage. Gene Ontology annotation, cellular component: mitochondrial outer membrane. The record is from RefSeq and is a predicted model, not a curated record. Gene Ontology annotation, molecular function: protein homodimerization activity; protein heterodimerization activity. Lineage: Eukaryota; Metazoa; Chordata; Actinopteri; Clupeiformes; Clupeidae. The coding region runs from base 250 to 1104 and encodes 284 amino acids.
GGCUGCGUGGGCAGAACAAGUGGUGGUAACAUAAGCUCGGUGAAGUCUCUUUUUACUGUCUACGGGUUGAGCGCAUAGCGUGCUGCUGUGUAGUGUGAGUGUCUGCCAUCAAGUCCUACUUCUUUCUUGAUUGAGGAAGGAUAAGACAUGUGCGAGGACAUCUGAGGGGCUGCUUAGCAGGCUCUGAAGCUCAGAUAAAUUCAUUCACUCUGGAUUUAGGCGUAUUGGAGGUCAAAACGAGUUGAAAAGAUGAUUCUUGCCACAGCCCAACGCGCAACAGCGAGUGUGAUAAACGCCUUACUACCUUACAAUGGAGUCGUCGAAGACGGAUUUAUGCAAUGCAUUCGUCGAGAAAAUGAGGACUCUGUGUCACGGCCCUUGGCUAACAAUAUGAAAGCCACUGACUUUGCCAAUGGAAAGGACAUCAACCGAGCGUCUCGUCCAACGGAUCUGGGGCGUAUAACGACGCGAAGCAAUGCUUUCUCGAGUCGUUUUUCCGGAAGUUCACAAGCAGGAGGAUCACAGGCCUCCUCUCCCGAGUCUUCCCAGGACGUAGACUCUUUGGCCGAGGAUUCAAUUAAUUCUCAGUUGGUAAAUGAUACAAGGAACCUUGUGGAAGUUUUCUUUCGCAGUUACAGCGGGCUCAAACAUACACGGUGUUCCCAGCCGAAGGCGCUAGCCACCAUGGACCGCCUUGUGAAGAGCCUAGUCGUAAAGCACGAACUUGUAUACAAAGGCAUGAUCAACAGACUUAAUUUUGAUGAGCGAGGGGAUGACAUGAGCUUCAUCUCCAGUGUAGCCAAAGACAUGUUCAGUGAUGGCAAAACUAACUGGGGGCGGAUAGCCAGCUUGUUUUCCUUCGGUGCAGUGCUGUGCAGUCAUCUGAAAUCCAGGGGACAGGAGGGCUCGAUUGAAGAAGUGGGCAAUCUGAUCUCUUCUUAUCUGCUCUCAGACCAACUGGACUGGAUGAUCAACAACAAGGAAUGGGAAGGAUUUGUGGAGUUUUUUCAUGAGCAGGACCCAGAGUCUGCUGUGAGGGGAGCACUCACGGUGAUUGCAGGAAUGGCUGGGAUUGGAGCAGGGCUUGCAUUUCUCAUCAGAUGAAUGUAUUUUAAUCGCAAGAGAUCGCAAGAGAUGAGUAAACCAUGAACAUGGGCACAAUUUCUCAGGACCAGAGAACCUCUGUGUAAAUGAGUCACAUGAUGACUGCCUUUAUGUUGAACAUUGACUGAAAGGAGCAGUUGGAGUGGAUUUUGGACUGAGAAUCAAACAUUUGAACAUUUACAGAGGACUAACUAUUGCCUAUUAGAAUGUUGUAAUAUAGAGAUAUUUAUUUUUAUAUUAAAUAUUUUCUGGAAAAACA